AUGGAUGUGAAUGCUUACAUGCGGACUUGUCCUCCGUUCCUCCGCCGUAGCCAAUCAGAGCAGCUCCUCUCCGGGCCUGUGCCAUUUCUUGCUCCGUUACUAGUAGGAGUACUUCCAUUCCUCAUCCCACUCAGCUUCAACCAACAGCAGCAACCCAUGCCCCGCCGGGUGAUUGCGUCAGGACGGUCCUGUCUUGAGUGCCGCCGGCGCAAGAUCAAAUGCGACCGAUCCUUGCCCUGUGCAUACUGCGUCCGGACGCAUGUUCACUGCACAUACCCUCAGCCCAAAAAUGGUGGAAAUGCGAAUCAUUCUGUGGGCGGUGACCUUAUGACACGGGUGGAAAGCAUUGAAAGCAAGUUUCAGUCCCUCGAACAAAGUCUCGCCCAGAUCAAACAACUCCUGCAUAUGAAUCCUUCAUUGUCCGGUCAGGAAAAUGAUCCCUCGAGGCCUGAAAUCGAACAAGAUCGAUGUAGCUCCGGCUGGGCUGGUGCUUCCCAUCCUACUUCACCCAACGAUGGGCAACUUUGGCAGUCUUUUCCUCUAAGGCCGGUCCCUUCACCAACGCUAGAAACCCUUCAUCCUUCUCCAUCUGUAAUCGCAUUCAUCUGGCAGACCUACCUGGAUGUGGUAGAUCCCGUGCUAAAAGUUUUCCAUGCCCCAACCGUGCAACGGCAGGUUAUGAGUGUCAUUCGAGGCCGAUCUAACCUCGAUGCUCCCACAGAAUGCUUGAUCUUUGCAAUUUAUUACUCUACCAUAGUGACCAUGUCGGCGGCAGAGUGUCGUGAGGAGCUUGACGAGGACAAAGCCGUAUUACUGAAGCGGUAUCGAAUGGGAGUCGAGCAGGCCCUUUCGCGCGCGAACUUCCUCGGGUCUCUGGAUUUGACGGUCCUGCAGGCAUUUGCUCUCUAUCUGAUCUGCGGCAGAAAGGACGAGAAUGGACCCAACGUAUGCACGCUUAUAGGCGUUGCCAUUGGAACUGCCAUGAAGAUUGGUCUCCAUUACGACGGAGCUGGUCUAGGUCUAUCUCCUUUCGAGGUGGAAAUGCGUCGCCGGCUCUGGUGGCAGAUCUGCACUUUGGAUGUCCGGACGGCCGAGGACCAUGGCUCUGAACCAACGAUCGUCGAAUCAGCCUUCAAUACCAAAUUGCCGUUGAAUAUCAACGACACCAGCCUGGAACCCAACAUGAGCGAACUGCCUCAAGGUCAAUCUGGAAGAACCGAGAUGACCUUUACGCUGGUCCGGUUUGAAGGGAGCCAUUUUGCGCGAAGAGUGACAUUUUCAGACAAAUUCUGUUGCAUUAACUCAUACCCAGUCUUGAGCGAGGCGCAGAAGUGUGAGGCAAUAGAGCAAUUCAAGGAGCGUAUAGAGAAACAAUAUUUGUCGUAUUGCGACAAAGAAGUUCCACUUGACUUUAUCACCGCUGCCUCCACUCGUCUGAUCUUGGUAAAAUUAAAAUUGGCAGUAUGCAGGCUACGGAGGGAUCAGGCUCCGGGCAUGCUUGUGCAAAAAAAUUACUGGAGGACUUGCGAGGAAGUCCUACAGCACGCCCAAAUGCUCCGAAAUUACGAGAAAGGCAAAAGAUGGCUCUGGCUUUUUCAGACCUAUGUCGAAUGGGAUUCACUGGCUUAUCUCCUGCUCCAUCUCUGUAUUGCGCCUCCGGAGGAGCAGUCUGAUGCGGUGUGGAAAACUGUCGACGAGAUCUACCGCCACUGGAAAAGUGCAUCAGAUAUCUAUCGUGAUCGCCGCUGGAGACUUAUUGAGAAACUUCGAUUCCAAGCUUUCGCCGCACGAGGUAGAAAGCAGACAAUCCCUCAAUUGCCACGGGCGACGCAACCGGAUCAUAUCACAGCACCUGUACGAUAUGAUCUUGGACCUGCGAUCGAGCUAUACAAAGGCUCGUCCGCCAGAGCCCAGCGGACAACAAAUACCGGGGUUAACCAGCCAUCUAACGCGGAAGCUGCUGCUCACGCACACCUACCACCCGUGACAGGGGUUCGGACAACAGAGUCCAAUCCUAGCUCUGAGCAACCCUUCCCUAUGGGGACGCUUGUCAACUCGACAAUUCAACCCGUGGAAGAGGCAAUCUCGAGUGCUGCUGAAUUGCCGAGUGGGGGCACUAGCUGCGAGUGGAGUGCAGCCCUAUUCGGAACGUUUUGGGAUCUCACCGGAUCUGGACAAGGUGCCUCUGCAUCAUGGCUGUAG
Aspergillus caelatus is the source of this 2202-nucleotide messenger RNA. RefSeq names its product Zn(II)2Cys6 transcription factor. The record is from RefSeq and is a predicted model, not a curated record. NCBI's taxonomy places the organism in Eukaryota, Fungi, Ascomycota, Eurotiomycetes, Eurotiales, Aspergillaceae. The transcript is spliced from 4 exons. Gene Ontology annotation, biological process: regulation of DNA-templated transcription; DNA-templated transcription. Gene Ontology annotation, molecular function: DNA binding; zinc ion binding; DNA-binding transcription factor activity, RNA polymerase II-specific. Bases 1 to 2202 code for a protein of 733 amino acids.